AUGGCGCCGUCACUCCCGCCUCCGCCGCUGAUCGAAGACGUCACCGACGAGAUCCUCCUCCGCCUCCCGCCGGACGAGCCCGAGCACCUCUUCCGCGCCGCCCUCGUCUGCAAGACGUGGCUCCGCACCCUCUGCGACCCUGGCUUCCUCCGCCGCUACCGCACCUUCCACGGCACCCCUCCCCUCCUCGGCCUCCUCCACAGGCUCCAGGUCCUCGAAGGACCCCCCGCGCGUCGCUUCGCCUCUACCACAUCGGUGCCGGACUUCCCCCACCCGAGCUCCGGCGACCCCUGGGAGCGCGCCCUCGACUGCCGCCACGGCCGCGUCCUCAUCUAUAUGAGGACGGACGACAAUGCGGACUACCUCGUCUGGGAUCCCGUCACGGGCGAGCGCCACGGCGUGCCCUCGCCGGACAUCGAUUGGCUCAUCGAGUCUGCGGUGGUGCUCUGUGCCGCCGACGGCUGCGACCACCUCGACUGCCACGGCGGCCCCUUCCGCGUGGUCUUCGCGGCCACCCACGACUACAAAGAUACCAUAUUUGCGAGCGUCUACUCAUCAGAGACGGGUGUGUGGAGCGUGCCAGUGUGUCUUGACAAGAGCUGUGAAGUCUUUGCCCAGCAUAUGCGAGAGGGGCUUGCAGACAGACCAUACUACACGCCCUAUCUCCAGCCUAGGCGAGGCACCCUUGUUGGAGAUGCAGUCUACUUCACAGUUCGGUGGGGUAAUCCAAUCGUCAAGUAUGACUUGGGCAAGAAUUGCUUAUCCAUGAUUGACCCACCGGCAGAGGACGUCUACUACGUUUCCCUCAUGGUGAUGGAGAACAGUUCACUGGGCUUUGCCUGCACUCGGGAUUCCAGCCUUCGUAUGUGGUCAAGGAAGGUGGAUACAGAAGAAGCUGCUGACUGGGUACAAUACAGGGUCAUUGAGCUGGAGAAAACAAUUCCUGUUGCCAAUCCUGAUGACAUACCAGUUGUGGUCGGCUUUGCGGAGGGUGUCAGUGUCAUCUUCAUUAGCACAUGUAUUGGCUUAUUUAUGAUCAAGCUCAAGUCAGGGUUGGUUAGGAAGGUUGGCGAGUCUGGGGUCUACUUUAGCGUCCUACCCUACAUGAGCUUCUACACUCCAGAUCGUGGCAGAUUGUUGUCGCUGGCAAGGACUAACUGA
Messenger RNA from Triticum turgidum subsp. durum (durum wheat), 1161 nucleotides. NCBI's taxonomy places the organism in Eukaryota, Viridiplantae, Streptophyta, Magnoliopsida, Poales, Poaceae. The record is from the annotation of a GenBank genome assembly.